UUUGAUUUUAGGCAGGGAGUUUACAUGAAAAAAUUCUUUGUCGGAUGCUACUCCCAGCCGAGCGACCAAGAAAGUUAUUAGCUGGAAGUUGGAUUAUUGCAACUAAAAGUACUUGGUCAAGCACCAUGUCCGUCUUCAGGCCCUACUUUGGGAAAAUCCGAACACCACAGGCCGGUGAUAAAGUGUACAAAGAUGAGUGUGCCUUUUCGUUUGAUAACCCAGAGAGCGAGACGGGGUUGUAUGUAUGCAUGAAUACAUUCCUGGGUUUUGGCAAGAAACAUGUGGAGAGGUAUUUCAAGAAAACAGGCAAUAGAGUGUUCCUCCAUCUCAAACGGACACGCAAAGAGGUAGUGACAGAAGAUGCGCCUACAGAGAGCAAGGUGACCAAAUUGGCCAUAGGAGUGGAGGGGGGCUUCCAGACAGAUGAGAAGAAGAUCAAGUUUGAGGAACACAACUCGGUCGUGGUUCUGCCUGGCUGGGAGACCUUCUCCCUUCCUAAUCAAGAUUUGCCAGAGAUAGUUCAGAUGUCGGUACGCGGGUUGCUGGCAGCGGAAGAUGCCUGGAAGAUGGCAGAGGCAGCUGCUAUGGCUGGGACAUGGGAUGGAGAGAAGAGGCUUGUGUCCAAACAUGCAGAGAACCUGCUACAGCUGGACAACAGUGUGAAAGUUCCACCCACAGGCUGGAAGUGUGAGAAAUGUGAGCUGACCACCAACCUCUGGCUCAAUCUCACUGAUGGCUCCAUCUUGUGUGGGCGCAAGUUCUUUGAUGGGACUGGGGGCAAUAACCACGGGGUUGAGCACUACCAGACUACAAGAUAUCCACUGGCUGUGAAGCUGGGAACUAUAACACCAGAUGGUGCAGAUGUGUACUCAUAUGAAGAAGAUGAUAUGGUGGAUGAUCCCUUCCUGGCAAAGCACUUGGCACAUUUUGGCAUCAAUAUCACAUCUAUGCAAAAGACAGAGAAGACGAUGAUAGAGCUGGAGAUAGAUCUGAACCAGAAGGUGGGAGAGUGGGACGUGAUACAGGAGGCGGGCAGCAAGCUCACCCCCAUGUAUGGGCCUGGCUACACGGGACUGCGUAACCUGGGCAACAGCUGCUAUAUGAACUCAGUCAUGCAGGUCGUGUUCACGAUUCCAGAUUUCCAGCAGAGAUAUGUGACUCCAGUAGACGAGAUCUUUGACAAUGCCCCUUUCGAUCCCACAUCAGACUUUACUGUUCAAAUAGCAAAGUUAGGCCAUGGCUUGUUGUCUGGAGAUUAUUCCAAACCACAUGAGGGAGGUGAUGAAAAUGUUCAAGCCCCACCUGGUAUCCGUCCACAGAUGUUCAAGACCCUGAUAGGCCGUGGCCACCAUGAGUUCUCCACUAAACGACAGCAGGAUGCACAGGAGUUCUUCCUUCAUCUUCUCUCUGAACUGGAGAGGUACAACCGUGGCAGGUUCAACCCCAGUGACUGUUUCAAGUUCCGUGUGGAGGAGCGGGUAGAGUGUUCGGUCUCUAAAAAAGUGAAAUACACGGAGAGAUAUGACUUCCUGCUGCCUCUUCCUGUACCCAUGGAGGCAGCUACUAAUAAAGAAGCUGUGUUGGCAUGGGAGGCUAAGAAGAAAGAGAUGGAGAGCUUGAAACGGACCAUAGAUCCCAAGGACAUUGUGCGGCCCCAUAUCCCUAUGCAGUCCUGCCUGGAGAUGUUUGGAGCCACGGAGGUGGUGGAGGGAUUCUACAGCAGUGCUAUCAAUGGCCAUUGUGCUGCCAACAAACAGACUCGGCUGCUCAGCUUCCCAGAUUACCUGGUGGUGCAGCUUAAGAAAUUCACUGUGGGCAAUGACUGGGUACCCAAAAAGCUAGAUAUAUCUCUAGACGUUCUUCAAGACCUUGAUCUCACUCCACUACGGGGACAUGGUAUGCAGCCAGGGGAGGAGAACCUGCCUGAAUCAAUGCCUGCAAACAGUAUGUGCCACAUAGCCAGUGUGAGCCUGGAUGAAGUGAUGGUGUCCCAGCUGGUAGAGACAGGGUUCCCAGUGGAGGUCUGCAAGAAGGCAGUGUUCAAUUCUGGAAAUAACGGCUUGGAGGCCGCCAUGAACUACAUUAUGGAACACAUGGACGACCCAGAUUUCAUGGGGACUCCAUUCGUGCCUCCAGGGUCAGAGAGGUCAGAGUUCAAGGCCAAUGAGGAGGCAGUUGCCAUGGUGAUGUCCAUGGGAUUCACAGCUGCCCAGGCAACCAAGGCCCUCAAAAACACAGAUAACAACCUAGAGAGGGCUGUAGAGUGGAUAUUUAGCCAUGCUGAUGAGUUGGACAAGCCCAUGGAGACUGAGGACCAAUCAGCUGCCCCGGCCCAGCCCCAGUGUAGGGAUGGCAACGGAAAGUACAAGCUAGUAGCAUUCAUCAGCCACAUGGGCGCCUCCACCAUGGUGGGCCACUACGUGUGUCACAUCCUCAAGGAGGGACGCUGGGUGAUCUUCAAUGAUGAGAAGGUAGCACUGUCAGAACACCCGCCCAUGGAUCUUGCCUACCUCUACCUGUACAGGCGUGUCUGACCGAUAGAGAGGCUUAUCUGAGAUCUGAGAGUCGGUAGGGGCGGGGCGGAGAAUUGAGUUUUGGAACAAAGAGUUAUUUGGGUUGAUUGUCUA
Messenger RNA from Dreissena polymorpha, 2627 nucleotides. RefSeq names its product ubiquitin carboxyl-terminal hydrolase 5-like. The record is from RefSeq and is a predicted model, not a curated record. Gene Ontology annotation, molecular function: cysteine-type deubiquitinase activity; zinc ion binding; protein binding. Lineage: Eukaryota; Metazoa; Mollusca; Bivalvia; Myida; Dreissenidae. Gene Ontology annotation, biological process: protein deubiquitination. The transcript is spliced from 20 exons. The coding region runs from base 45 to 2534 and encodes 829 amino acids.